Messenger RNA from Xiphias gladius (swordfish), 2299 nucleotides. It is a transcript of the gene syt12, whose product is annotated as synaptotagmin XII. Gene Ontology annotation, biological process: regulation of calcium ion-dependent exocytosis; regulation of dopamine secretion; cellular response to calcium ion. The coding region runs from base 38 to 1435 and encodes 465 amino acids. NCBI's taxonomy places the organism in Eukaryota, Metazoa, Chordata, Actinopteri, Istiophoriformes, Xiphiidae. Gene Ontology annotation, molecular function: clathrin binding; SNARE binding; phosphatidylserine binding. The record is from RefSeq and is a predicted model, not a curated record. The transcript is spliced from 9 exons.
AGGGCGAGCCUGGACGUGGUCACUGUGGAUACUGUCAAUGCAACACGGGCGGCACGAUGCAAGGACGCCCCGCUGGUGUUUGCACCUAACAGCAGCUCAAAACUCUCCUAAUCCACUGCUUGCGGCCAUGACUGGGUGCAGCACCAUGUCCUCGGCUCAAAGUGGGGAUAUAUCGGGCUACCAUCCGAGUGUGGUGCAUAACCCGCCCGACUGGGAGAUGGGGAUCUACCUGGUGGGCUUCUUUGUGCUGCUGGGUGUGGCCGGGCUCAACAUCUGGAAGCUGUGGAAAUCUGGAACCUUCCCAACGCCGCCCCCCUUCCCCAACUUUGACUAUCGAUACCUGCAGGAAAAAUACGGAACCUCCUUCUCAGAAGUCAGACAAAAGAGAGUGGCAGCGAACAACCACCGGCGGACGUCCACCACCUCCAGCCGCAAACCCAGCCUGGCCCUCGGCGACACCCCAGACGGCUUCAGGGACCUGGGGCACCUGGAGCUGAUGAGCAGGGAGCUGGACCCGAGCGGAGUCGCCCAGCUCAACCGCUCCAUCUCCACCGACUCGCUCAGCUCCAUCUCCUCCAUCGCCAACAACUUCGGCCACGACUUCACGGUCGGCCAGCUGGAGGUGACGCUCGAGUUUGAGCCGUCCCGGCAGCCGGGCCAGGGAGUGGGAAUGCUCCACAUCACCCUGCACCAGGGCAAAGACCUGCUGGAGAGAGAGGAAGGAGACUUCCCCGGCUGCUUCAUCAGAGUCUCCCUGGGGCCAGAGGAGCUAAAUGUUGGAGUCACACGGGUCCAGACGAAUGCAUUCACCGUGAUCUUUGAUGAGCGCUUCUCCAUCCCCAUGGACCUGUCCACUUUAGAGGAGUACAGCCUGCGUUUCGCUGCUUUUGGCAUCGAUGCUGACGAGAGAAACAUCAGCGCAGGAGUAGCAGAGCUCAAGCUGUCAGACCUGGACCUGACCAUCAGACCAUUCAAUGCUUGGCUCUACCUUCAAGACGUCAAUAAGGCUGUUGACGCAGUCGGGGAGAUCCUCUUGUCCCUCAGCUAUUUGCCGACAGCGGAGCGCCUCACCGUUGUUGUGGCCAAGUGCAAGAACCUGGUGUGGACCAAUGGCAAGAACACUGCAGAUCCGUUUGUCAAAGUUUAUCUCCUGCAAGACGGCAGGAAGAUCAGCAAGAAGAAGACUUCCACCAAAAGGGACGACACAAACCCCAUCUUCAACGAAGCCAUGAUCUUCUCCGUGCCGUCCAUCGUCCUGCAGGAGCUCUCCCUGAGGGUGACAGUGGCAGAGGCCACGGACGACGGCCGGGGCGAGAACCUGGGUCACGUGAUCAUCGGCCCCGAGGCCAGCGGGAUGGGGAUCACCCACUGGAACCAGAUGCUGGCCACCCUGAGGAAGCCCGUGUCCAUGUGGCACCCUCUGCGCAGGAUCUAGUCCUGUCUGCCCUCGUGCAUACCAGACUUGUUUCAAGUAAAACACUCGCUUCUUCGCGUUCCUUUCAACUCCCCCCUUGUUUGGUGACAUGCUCAAAUCUGUUACACUGUUUCGGCAAGAUAAGAGUUUAUAUUGUGACCCACAGGAGGAUGCUGUGUGUGGUCUGUGUUGCUCUGGUGGCAAUUUUUUUUUCUUUUUUUUCGGAGUAAACACCCUAUAUUCAUGUAAUGGGGGAGGAAUCUGAAAAGCAAGUGUUUGACUCUGAACUGGGUGUAUCUGGGGGUAUACGGAUCGAUUAUACAUUCAAAAAUCCUGUCUUUAUUAUUUGGCCGCAUUCUGGCUCGGAUGCACUAUGGCUGAGGGUGGCGUUUAGGAAGGAGCCGUCCAUGUCCCAAACCACCCAAAGUGCCCACAGAAAGUAACUCAUGAGGUGUAUGAUUCUGGGCUCGCUAUAUUAGUAAGUCGUAAGUGUUUUGGUUUGAGAAUUGGGAUGAAUCCGGAUUCCUUCUCCAAAAGUCUUGAUCAGAAAUUUCAGUUUGGACUGUAAAGUGAGUUUUAAUUGAGAAAAGGUGUCCAGUACCCCCCCCCCCCCCUUUCUGCAUGGUGCCUACUCUGGCUGUAGCCUAUUAUAGCUGUCUAGAAAACUGAACGACUGGACGGAAGGAUGAGGUCGCAUCUCUUUCAGGAAAACUCAAAAUUUUUUCUUUUCAAGCCGGUCAUUGAUUGUUCCUACCUAAUUGAAUUCGUAGCGGUUUUAGAGCCGAGUUGGGUGGAUUUGCUUGUGUAAUUCGUUAACCGUGAGAUUGAAAAAUAAUAGAGGUUUUGGUAUGUUUAGUAUUUAUUGUGCUUUUGAAAAAAAAAAAA